This is a messenger RNA of Oncorhynchus gorbuscha (pink salmon), 2844 nucleotides long. RefSeq names its product rho GTPase-activating protein 22-like. Gene Ontology annotation, cellular component: focal adhesion. Gene Ontology annotation, molecular function: GTPase activator activity. Gene Ontology annotation, biological process: activation of GTPase activity; signal transduction. Lineage: Eukaryota; Metazoa; Chordata; Actinopteri; Salmoniformes; Salmonidae. The transcript has 4 exons. The record is from RefSeq and is a predicted model, not a curated record. Bases 172 to 1707 code for a protein of 511 amino acids.
UGUCCUCUCUCCCCGUCCAACCUCUCCACUUGCUCUGCUCCCGCUGCUCUGUGACUGUCACCCGGCUGCGUGUGCCCUCUCUUUUUGUCUACCCUCGCCCUCAUUCCUUGCUCAGUUGCCACGUUGUUACACUGUCGCCUGCCUGUCUGGCCCUGCUUCUCCAGAGCUAGUAUGGGGCAAGACUGUUGCAAGCUCCACAAACCCCAGAUGGUCUACACUGUGGGAGGCAGUGGAAAGAAGGAUCGUUCAGGUCUGAGCGAGUUGAUGGCUAACUCUCAGAGAGACAUGGAGGAGUGGGUCAAAGCCAUACGAAGAGCCAUAUGGGCCCCGCUAGGAGGAGGCAGUUCCCAGGUGCAGCACCUGAUGACCAUACUGAUCAGUGAACACUCUCGUCUGUACGAGGGAGAGGCAGAGACUCCCAGGGAGGACCAAUUUGCCCCUGCUCCAACUCCCUAUCCCCAGGCCCCCCCAAUUCACCAAUGCAUGGUGGAGUGGCUCUCACAGCAGAGCCCCACCAACCCCACCCAGCCCUAUCCCUCCCUGGGACAGACCCCUAACACCCCAAGUCAGGAACCACUUCAACCCAUCCCAACCUCCAGUGGCUCCUCUCUCAAUACUGACCACCCUGGAUCAACCACCCAGGGAAGAAAAGAGGGGUAUUCUGAGGGAAAGAGUGACGGAAGAACAGAAGGAAAGAUGAAGAGAAAAAGUGAAGGAAAGAAUGAAAGAACGCUCUCGGGUGGUAGUGGUGCAGCCCUCGGUCCCAGUAAACAGUCCAAAAGCCUGUCUUCAUGGAGGUCCAUCUUGAAGGGCGGGUCGGGGUCAAUAGGGGUGAGGGGGAAGAUAGGAGGGUCAGCGGGUGACAUGUCGACUGUCACCGGGGGCAACUGGCGGAUGAACGGCUUGUCACCCUUCCACAGUCACCGACGGACCACUUUGACCGGCAAACGACUCAAAGAGUCCUCGCUUUCCCUGACAGAGACACACAAAGACUCUCUGCCAGAGUCCUAUACUGGGUCCUCUUUGUCGAUAAAAUACUCUUCACACUCCCAAACAAGCGUGCUAAAAGACUCAUCUCCUUUACAUAUAGACUCUUCCAGUUCUAGUAUAGACUCCUCCUUUCCCAAUAUAAAGACCUCCAUCUCUGUCAAAAACUCCUCCCAUUCCAACAGGCUCUCGACCUAUGACAACGUUACCAUCAAUUCCUGCAGUCUGAGCUUGCCCGGUGGAAGCCCCUCCCCCUGGGCCUCUUAUGAGAUCUCAUUGGCUGAAUCUACAGAAACUGAUCGCACCACACUGAACUCUGGGUUAGGGUCUGGCAAGGCUGUGGCGGGGUCCUCGGUGGCAGGGUCCAGUAACUCUGCUCUGGAGCUGUGUGUGAGCAGCGCUGGCUGCAGCAAGGGUGACCCUGGAGAUGACAUCACAGGUCUGAGGCCAGGGGUCAAUGAGGGUCUGUUUAGCCUGGUGACAGAUCUGAAGGAGGAGCUGAGGCGACAGAGGUUCAGCUAUGAGACACAAAUACGCAAAUUGGAGGAGUCAUGUUCAGGUCUUCGUCUCCAGUCUGGUCGUUUAGAAGAGGAUCUUAACCAGGAGAAGAAGAGGUUCCGCAUGCUGGAGAUCCGACUGGGGAACUCUAAACGUGCAAGGCAUGAUGCAGAGACUUUGAAUGUUCUUCUGCAGAAAGAGAAAAAGUUCUGGGAGACCUGACCACUGGCACACAAACCAGCUAGACCUGAGCUGACAGUGUCAGCCCAUUGAGCUAAAGCCUAGGCAUUCACUAUGGGAGCUAACACAGGUAAUUCUGCUACACUCAGAAAAAAUGUAAGAAAAAUAAUGAAAGUCUUGAAUUAAACAGGAAAGUACUAUCUGAGCUUGUUCAACAAGAAAUGCUAUAUUUCUAUAUUUUGUGUUUUGCUAUAUUUUGUGUUCAAUUGCUAAAUGUUUUGCUACUGUGUGCUUUAAUGAACACAAGUGUCUCUCCGCCUGUGUAUUAAUGAACUAGGCUUAAUAUGUGUCCAUGAAACCGGACCCUAGAGUAUUCAUUCAGAGGUUGCUCAAGACUGUUGUGAUACAGAAGGGGUUUUAUGUUUUUCUUAUCUGAAGUCUACUGCUGUCUAUUACUCUGUAUGCAUCGUCAUUCUUGGUAACUGUGGGCCAGUUUCACAGAAACAGAUUUAGCCUAGUCCUGGACUAUGAAGCACUUUCAAUGGAGAUGGCCCAUUGAGUUUAUUUCAGGAUUAGGUUUACGCCAGGGUUCAGUACUAUUGCGCUUUGUAGGCUAUACACCUCUUAAAGGUCAUUUUCCUGCAUUUGUGGAGACAGCAUUCAUGGUAAAUGCUACAUAUGUUGGCUAAAUUGGAAAUUACCUUUAAACGUCAAGCGCAUUAUAACACGGAUCGCCUGAUGAUAGGUUUGAAUCCCUGCCUUAAUCUUUGUCUGAGAAACCACCUUUGUGUGUACAAGACUGUUAUUGAUCUCUUUAAAGAUGAACCUCUAAAUGGUUAAAUGUGAUACUUACUGAGCUAACACUGUACUGUUAAAAAAAAACCUCUCAGGUGUUCUAAAUAUUCUGGUCUGAGAGAUGAUGUAUCUCUAUUCCCGUACUUGAAUACUCUUCUGAAAUAGACUACUUUUACCACGCCACGGUUUCACCACACUACAGAACAUUUUGCUGACUUGUUUCUGAUUUAAGAAACAGGCCUUGUUUAUCAUAGCGAUAUCAGGUACAGACUUUUGUAGAGACUCAAACUGACCAGACUAAUGAAAGCCUCUGAGCAUUUGUCAUUAUAAACGAAUGUCCUUACAAGAAGUAUGCGUUGAGAAUAAAAACAAUUCAAACAAAAU